AGAUCCGCAAUGCAUUUCGGGCUACCGGAGGCUGAUUCGCCCGAUAAUACAAACAAGCCGCCGGAUACAGUGAAAUCGGCUGAGCAUGCGAAAAGCCGCCCGGUUAUGAAUUAACAUCCAUUCAUCUCCAUGAAUGCAUUCUUUUAUUAUUUUCCCCCGUUCCUAUCCAAGUGUCAGUGUUUGACUGCGCAUGCACGGGAAUAAAACAGACAGCACGCUUGUCAAACGCUCAUCCUAGAUAGGAAACGCGCAGUGACGCUCCAGUAUGGCGGACAGUAUGAUGAGCAAAGCAGCCACAAUGGAGAUUCCCAUUAACAGUAAUGGGGACUCUAGGACCAUGGCAGAAGAUGACAGUCUGGAGCAGGCUACAAAGAUUCAUUGGAGCUUAAAAGAGAAGGUAGGGAGUCCCCUAGGCCACAGGGAUUUACAGCAGGUCAUGGUGUCUGGGCCCAACCUUAAUGAGACCAGCAUUGUAUCAGGUGGUUAUGGAGGCACAACAGAGGGCAUCAUUCCAACCAGCUCCAUCAAAGGCCCUGCCAUCCAUCUUAACACAAACUUUGUGGGCAACAGACGCAUUCCAAACGAAGGACAAGACCUGCGAAUGAAGUCCAGGGCUGUUAGCAUUGCCCCAAGCCAGACUGCAGCCUGCCGAAUAGCCAGCCAAUCAGAAGACAUCCCAGGUAUCCCAAAGAGCGCUGGAAGAUCCCUUCAUUACAAUAGCAGUUCAUCCAUCACAGCAGAUGAGGCCACGAGAGGAGUUGCUGUGGAGAAGUUUGACAUUGUAAAGAAGUGGGGCCUGAACACUUACAAGUGCACCAAACAGAUGAUCUCUGAGAGGUUUGGCCGCGGCUCGCGUACGGUAGAUCUGGAGCUGGAGGCUCAGAUUGAGGUUUUGCGGGAAACCAAACGAAAGUACGAGAAUGUGCUACGUUUAGCGCGAGACCUAACCAACCACUUUUACAGCAUGGUGCAGACGCAGCACGCCCUCGGUGACACUUUUGCAGACCUCAGUCAGAAGUCUCCAGAACUUCGGGAUGAGUUUGGCUACAAUGCAGAAACACAGAAGCUGUUGUGCAAGAAUGGAGAGACACUACUGGGCGCCAUCAACUUCUUUGUGUCCAGCAUUAACACACUGGUAAACAAGACGAUGGAAGACACACUAAUGACCAUCAAGUUGUAUGAGAAUGCCAGGCUGGAGUUUGACGCAUACAGGGCAGAUCUAGAGGAGCUUAACUUGGGCCCACGGGAUGCUGUUACCAUAGCUCGUAUCGAAGCUGCUCAGCAGCAGUAUCAGAUCCACAAGGACAAAUAUGAACGUCUCCGGAGUGAUGUCACAAUCAAGAUCAAGUUUCUGGAUGAAAAUAAGGUCAAAGUGAUGCACAAACAGCUUCUUCUGUUCCAUAAUGCCAUCUCUGCCUAUUUUGCUGGAAACCAGCAGCAGCUGGAACAGACCCUCAAGCAGUUCAACAUUAAACUCAAACCACCAGGGGCCGACAAGCCCUCCUGGCUGGAAGAACAGUGAAAGUGACCAGUUUGCCCAGCUUUCCUGUUAUAUGUCUUUAGCCACAGUGUGACACAGUAGGACGGCGAGAGACCAGCGGUCUGAGGCUACAGCCUCUUACUCACUAACUUUCUUUAGCUCUCUAACCCACACUUAUUUUUGAUUUUACAUGUCCUCCUAUUACUGCUAUAAACUGUUCUCAAGUGUCUGCAUAGUCCCUAGUGUAACUGGUCCUGAAGCUCCAAUCAAAUGGUUAAUAAUUUAUCAGUUUCAUCCCUAUAAACAUCAUUAAAUUGACUGAAACAAACCUUUGGAUUGUCAUACAAGAACGGCUGUAUUUUUUCCAGACUAUUCUCAGUCAUGCACACUGUCCACAUUCCCUGUGUUCUCACAUUAACUGUGGGAAGCAUUUUAUUUUACUUCAUUGUUUUUUGUAUUGUAGAUUUGGUCUUGUAGAUGAUACAAGUGCAGAAAAUGCAGAGCACUCUUAUCAUGGAGCUCGUGACAUUGGUAUUGCGUCCUUGUACGUUUACCAAGCUAACAAAGUAGUUAAACUGAUCCAAAUGCUUGAAAAUAUUACAUUGAAGAUCUUAAAAUAACACUAACUUUUUUUUCCAUUUUUACCAUGGGAUUAAUUCAUUAAAAUGCAUUAGAAUGAAUUGAUGAAAUGUACCAAACACGGAUGCAUUUAUUAUUAUUAUUGUUUUUUUGCUUGUUUUUACAAAGCCUUUCACAUUUUCAAGAGAUAAAGCUAAAAAUCUCUGGUAAAGGAAUUUCAGACAGUGCUUGUUUUCUCUAAAUGAGAAGAGUACAUUUUUGUUUUAUUUAAAUGAAUAUUUGCUGAUUAUUUUCUGUGUUAUGCACUAAUGCAAGUAUAUGUAUAAUUUCUAUUUUAAUUUUGGUUUUGUUUAACACAGGCCCAACAUUAUUUGCCUCUUUAUUUACCAAAAUGUGCACUAGAGGUUAUAUCCGAAAAGCAUUGGGGGUGCUCUCCUUUUCCUCCAUUUUCAUUCAUACUAAAACCACACAUACUGUAUGCAUCUUUCUGUUUUUGUUUUAAAAAAAAUUGACUAUUUCCCACCCAAUCAAAGCUUUAUGCACCUGUUAAUGCAUGUCACUGUAGCAUUUUUCCUCUUUCUGUGUUACUAAUGAAUUGUUGUCAAGCAUCAUAACUAGAAACUGUCUCAAAAAGUUAGUACAAAAUCAAAGGAAUUUUGAUGUAAUUAUUUAAAUAUAUGAUAGUUUUAAGUUGUAUUUGUUAAUAAUCAAAUAUAUUUGUAAUUGAAUUGACAUAAACAAGACUAACUAAGAUCUAACUGCAUAAUUCUCACCAAAAAUGGACAUUAAUACUUAAAAUGAGUUUGAAAUGUUACAGUGACUGCAUGGAUCGAUAAAUGUCAAAGUAACUUAUGAUGAUAAAUAAUGUUCAGGACUGUUGAACAUUGCACUAAAUAUUUUUAAACUUGAGAUGAAGCAAUACCGAAGAUGUAUCUAGGAAGUGUAUUUUCGUGUUUGCCUGUUUUCCAUGCAUUGGGAUUUAAUUCUUCUCAAUGCUUCAGUAAAAUACAACUUGAGUAGUAGUCCAUGAAAAUAAUGGUUAAAUUAUUUUGUAAAUGUUUGCGUAUGCUUAAAAUAACCAUUUUAUUUUAGUCACCUACUGAUUAGUACAUGUAUACUAGCAUGUUUGCGAAAGCCUUUUUAUCUUUGCCUUCACUCUUUCUUCCUCAAGGACCAGUUGCUUACUUCAGAAGAGGGACUAAAUGAAAUUAUGGGACUUCCCUUUGUCAGACAUUUUUUAUACCAAGUAUUUAGUUUGAACUUACAGACUCUUGUGUCAGACAGCAGAAACGAACACCAGACACUGAUCCUUUUUAUAAAGUGAUGGAUGUUUCUUCCAAAGCAAUAGGAUUUGAAAUGCUCCUCAGCCAUGAACAUAGUAAUUUCCCCUUUCUUUUUCUAAAUCAAACAAAUGUGUCUGGGUUGUUUUAUUUUUGGAGAAUGUUACUUUUAUUUGAUUUAUUAUUGUUAACAAAAGUGUUUGGUGAUUACUCCGUAGGUCUAGUUUUAGAACAUUGCAGAAUCAAAGGGUUAUAAAUAUUACCAUAUUUAUGUACAAUCAAUAUUUUAGGCUGCUCUGUGGUAUUGUAGUGUAUGAUGACUGUACAUAUGUAAAGAUAUAAGACAGAUUUUGAAACUGGACCCCCAUGAUGUUAGCCUUUAUUCCUCACUUUAACCGAAUUUCCUGGAGUUCAGUGAAAUACAAGAACCCACAUGAUAAAAUCUGAAAUGUUUGCAAACGAAAAA
This is a messenger RNA of Misgurnus anguillicaudatus (oriental weatherfish), 3805 nucleotides long. RefSeq names its product ADP-ribosylation factor interacting protein 2b (gene arfip2b). Gene Ontology annotation, molecular function: phospholipid binding; protein domain specific binding. Gene Ontology annotation, biological process: intracellular protein transport; regulation of Arp2/3 complex-mediated actin nucleation. Gene Ontology annotation, cellular component: trans-Golgi network membrane. Lineage: Eukaryota; Metazoa; Chordata; Actinopteri; Cypriniformes; Cobitidae. The record is from RefSeq and is a predicted model, not a curated record.